Molecule: messenger RNA, 931 nt
Organism: Nyctereutes procyonoides (raccoon dog)
Lineage: Eukaryota; Metazoa; Chordata; Mammalia; Carnivora; Canidae
Gene: NPM3
Product: nucleophosmin/nucleoplasmin 3
Exons: 6
Coding region: 37-567 (176 amino acids)
Biological process (GO): chromatin remodeling
Cellular component (GO): nucleoplasm; cytoplasm; nucleolus
Molecular function (GO): RNA binding; chromatin binding; histone binding
Source: RefSeq, a predicted model, not a curated record
GUGUCGGGGGCGGAGCUCCCAGACGGCCCUUGCAGCAUGGCCGCCGGCGCCGCAGCCGCCUUGGCGUUCCUGAGUCAGGAGAGCCGAGUCCGGGCCGGGGGAGUCGGGGGUCUGCGGGUCCCGGCUCCGGUCACUAUGGACAGUUUUUUCUUCGGCUGUGAGCUCUCCGGCCACACCCGCUCUUUCACCUUCAAGGUAGAGGAAGAGGAUGAUGCGGAGCAUGUGCUGGCCUUGACCAUGCUCUGCCUCACCGAGGGGGCCAAAGAUGAGUGUAACGUAGUAGAAGUCGUGGCCAGGAAUCACGACCACCAGGAGAUUGCAGUCCCUGUGGCCAACCUCAAGUUGUCCUGCCAACCCAUGCUCAGUUUGGAUGACUUCCAGCUUCAGCCACCUGUCACCUUCCGCCUGAAGUCAGGUUCUGGCCCUGUGCGGAUCACUGGGAGGCACCAGAUUGUUACUAUAAGUAAUGACGUUUCUGAGGAAGAAGAGAGUGAAGAAGAAGGUAGUGAGGAGGAAGCUGAGUUGUGCCCCAUCCUGCCUGCCAAGAAGCAGGGGGGUAGGCUCUAGCCUCUUUGGUCCGCUGUUUGCCUGCCACAUGUGCCAUGCACCAUGUUCCUAUACAAGUUUCAAGAAAUUUAAAUAUGUCUUCUCCGUUGAAGAGGAGGGGUGGGGGUGGGGGGAUCUUGAGCUGGUGCUAGGAGAGAGUCUGGUCCUAUCCUUCACAGGACCCUGGUGUUUUUCUAAUCUUAUGCCAUACCUGGGGCUUCCCUUUUCUCCAUGAAUGGGAGAAACUCUGAACUUCUAUCCUCACCCUCUCUCCCCACUUGCCUAUGAGAUUGGAGAUCAGCAUUUGAAGCUCAGGACUACACAUUUUUAAUACUUUUUACAUUUUUGGAUAAAGGCUUAAAUAAAGUGAUGUGGAGUUUUGCAA